Molecule: messenger RNA, 5863 nt
Organism: Pipra filicauda (Wire-tailed manakin)
Lineage: Eukaryota; Metazoa; Chordata; Aves; Passeriformes; Pipridae
Product: vitellogenin-2-like
Exons: 35
Coding region: 1-5643 (1880 amino acids)
Biological process (GO): lipid transport
Molecular function (GO): lipid carrier activity
Source: RefSeq, a predicted model, not a curated record
AUGUCUGGCAGAGCCUCAUUCGCCUUCACUAUGAGGGGAAUCGUAUUUUUACUAGCGCUCACCCUUGUAGGUAGCCAGAAGUUUGACUUUGACCCUGGAUUCAGUAGUAGGAAGAGCUACUUGUACAGCUAUGAAGGCUGGGUGUUGAAUGGGCUUCAAGAAAAGAAUUUAGCCAAAGCUGGCGUACGCCUGAGCAGCAAAGUAGAGAUCAGCGGGCUAUCAGAAAACACUUACCUCCUCAAGAUCCGCCCUCCACAAUUUGAGGAAUACAAUGGCAUCUGGCCCAGAGACUCGUUCGCUCGAUCUUCCAAAAUCACCCAGAUGGUUUCCUCAUGCUUUACCCAGCCCUUCAAGUUUGAAUACAAUAGUGGACGGGUUGGAAACAUUUAUGGCCCGGAAGACUGUCCCAAUACUUGCAUUAACAUAGUGAGAGGAAUACUGAACAUGAUACAGAUAACCAUUAAAAAGUCACAGAAUGUGUAUGAAUUGCAAGAGGCUGGAAUUGGAGGUGUUUGCCAUACAAGGUACAUCAUCCAGGAAGACAGGAAGAACAGCCGGGUCUCUGUUACCAAAACCGUAGACCAAAAUAAUUGCCAGGAAAAAGUGGUGAAGAAUGUUGGAAUGGCUUACAUCUAUCCUUGUCCUGUUGACAUGAUGAAAGAAAGGCUCGUAAAAGGGACUGCAGCUUUCUCCUACAAACUGAAGCAGUCAGACAGUGGUACCCUGAUCACGGAGGUGGUGUCUCAGCAGGUGUAUCAGUUCUCACCACUCAGUGAACCUACUGGUGUUGCUGUCAUGGAAGCAAGACAACAACUCACCUUGCUUGAAGUGAGAAGUGAACGGGGCAGCUCCCCAGACCUUUCCAUGCAGAGCUAUGGAGGCCUGCGUUACCAGUUCCCAGCAGAAUUGCCACAGAUGCCAUUGCAGCUAAUCAAGAUGAAAAACCCUGAGCAACGGAUAGUUGAAAUACUGCAACACAUAGUCCUGAAUAACCAACAAGAUUUCCAUGAUGAUCUUCCAUACCGAUUCCUGGAACUUGUCCAGCUCUGCCGGAUAGCAAGUGCUAACGUGCUGGAGUCCACCUGGAGACAAUGUUCAGAUAAACCCCGCUAUAGGCGAUGGCUGCUGAGUGCAGUUUCUGCAACAGGCACCACAGAAGCACUCAAAUUCAUUAAGAGCAGAAUCCGCAAUGAUGACCUUAACCACCUUCAGGCUCUUCUAAGUGUUUCCUUUGCUCUCCAUUUAACCAAAGCUGAUGAACACACUGUUCCAAUAGCAGCAGAUUUAGUGACCAGUUCUCGAAUCCAGAAAAGUCCCCUACUUCAACAAGUUGCUAGCUUGGCAUACAGUUCUGUGGUCAAUAGAUACUGUUCUCAGACCUCAGCUUGUCCUAAAGAAGCUCUCCAGCCCAUCCACGACCUGGCAGAUGAAGCGAUCAGCAGGGGCCGUGAAGACAAAAUGAAAUUAGCUCUGAAGUGCAUUGGCAACAUGGGAGAUCCAGCCAGCAUCAAGCGCAUCCUGAAGUUCCUUCCCAUAUUUUCAUCCAGUGCUCCUGAUAUCCCCAUCCACAUUCAGAUUGAUGCCAUAAUGGCCUUGAGAAAAAUAGCUUGGAAAGACUCCAAAACUGUGCAGGGAUAUCUCAUCCAGAUCCUUGCAGAUCAGUCGCUUCCCCCUGAGGUGCGCAUGAUGGCUUGUGCCGUUAUCUUUGAGACAAGACCUGCCCUUCCUUUGAUAACAACGAUAGCCAAUGUGGUGAUGAAGGAGAGCAAUUUGCAAGUGGCAAGUUUCAUGUAUGCCCACAUGAAGGCUUUGGCAAAAAGCAGGUUGCCGUACACGUACAACAUAUCUUCAGCUUGCAAUAUCGCCCUGAAGAUGCUGGCCCCCAGAUUGGACAGGCUGAGCUAUCGGUAUAGCAAGGUGAUACGUGUUGGUGCUUACUUCGAUAACUAUAAAGUUGGUGCUGCUGGAGACGUCUUUAUUAUGAACAGCCCAGGAACAAUGUUCCCAUCAGCAAUAAUUUCCAAGCUGAUGGCAUAUUCUGCAGGGUCAGUGGCUGAUUUGGCGGAGGCUGGUGUCCGCGUGGAAGGCCUCACAGAUGUCAUCAUGAAACGAAAUAUCCCAUUUGCUGAAUAUCCCACAUACAAAAAGAUAAAGGAGAUUGGAAAAGCUCUGUUGGGAUGGAAGGAGCUGCCAACAGAAACCCCCUUGAUAUCAGCCUACUUGAAACUCUUUGGCCAAGAGCUGGCCUACAUCAACAUCAAUAAGGAAGUCCUACAACAGACUGUGAAGACUGUGCUAGAACCUGCUGACAGGAACACAGUGCUGAAGAGGCUCAUUAACCAAAUCCACAGUGGCAUUGCAGGACAAUGGACACAACCAGUGUGGCUGGGAGAGCUGCGAUACAUCGUGUCUACCUGCACCGGUCUGCCACUGGAGUACGGGUCAUACACGGCUGCUCUGGCCCGGGCAGCAGUCAGCAUUGAUGGAAAGAUAACCCCCCCUUUAACUGGAGAUUUUAGACCUUCACAGUUGCUUGAAUCCACUGUGCAGAUUCGAUCUGACAUAAACCCAAGCUUGUAUGUACAGACAGUUGCAACAAUGGGUGUCAACACAGAAUACUUCCAACAUGCUGUUGAAAUUCAAGGCAAGGUCCUGACAAGAGUGCCAAUGAAGUUUGACACCAAGAUAGAUGUGAAACUGAAAAAUAUUAAGAUUGAAACAGAUCCAUGUCAUGAGGAAACUGAGAUAGUGGUUGGAAGACAUAAGGCUUUUGCUGUAUCAAGAAAUAUAGGAGAACUAGGUUUUGAAAAGAGAACUUCAAUUCUCCCAGGGGAUGCUUCAUUAAAUAUUGUGGAAGAACCUUUCAAACCAUCAGAGAGAGCUUCCAGUGAAGGUUUCACAAAGCAAGAAGCCGACGGCAUGGCAAGGAAACAUGCUGAUAGCUCUCAAGAGGAUCUUCGCCAUGUCGCAGGAAGAAAAACCCAUAAACGAGACAUUUGUGUCAAAAUGCAUCACCUUGGUUGUCAGCUCUGUUUUUCCAGAAGGUCACGAGAUGCCAGUUUCCUAAAAAAUACAUAUUUGCACAGAUUAAUUGGAGAACACGAAGCUAAAAUAGUCUUGAUCCCAGUUGAAACAGAUGCUGAUAUUGACAAAAUUCAGCUGGAGAUUCAAGCAGGAUCCAGAGUGGCUUCCAAAAUAAUUCAAGAGGUAAACUCAGAGUCUAAGGAAGAAGAUGAACCAUCUCUAUAUAAGGACAUUCAAGCUAAACUGAAGAAAAUUCUAGGCAUUGAAAAUGUGUUCAAGGUUGCAAAUAAAACACGACACCAGAAGAAGCGACCUUCAAAGAAAGAAAACACUGUGCUAAGAGAGCGUGGGACAGACCCCGAUGCAAAACGUCCCUUCAGCUCAUCUUCUGCCUCCUCAGCUGCCUUCUCUUCCUCAUCAUCUGCUGUUUCUCCUGAUCAUAAAAAGGCUGUGGAUGAAGAUGAGAAUGAUCAAGAAAAGCAAGAUACAAGCAGCAAGAGCAGCAGUAGUGGCAGAAUUAGCAAGAGCAGCAAGAGCAGCAGCAGCAAGAGCAGCAGCAGCAAGAGCGGCAGCAGUAGCAGCAGUAGCGGUAGCAGCAGCAGUAGCAGUAGCAGCAGCAGUAGCAGUAGCAGCAGCAGUAGCAGUAGGAGCGGUAGCAGGAGCAGUAGCAGCAGCAGUAGCAGCAGGAGCGGUAGGAGCAGUAGCAGCAGCAGUAGCAGCAGGAGCGGUAGCAGCAGCAGUAGCAGCAGGAGCGGUAGCAGCAGCAGUAGCAGCAGGAGCGGUAGGAGCAGUAGCAGCAGCAGUAGCAGCAGGAGCGGUAGGAGCAGUAGCAGCAGCAGUAGCAGUAGGAGCAGCAAGAGCAGCAGUAGCAGCAGCAGUAGCAGUAGCAGCAGUCAUCAUAGCCAUGGGCAUCACUCAAGGCAUCUGAAUGGCAGCAGUAGCAGCAGCGAGUCAUUGAGCCGCUAUAGCCAUGGGCAUCAUUCAGGACAUUGGGAUGGCGACAGCAGCAGCACAUAUUCCAAAAUAUGGGAAGUUCAUGAGAUUUACCAGUACCGCUUUAAAUCAGCACAUAGACAAGAGUUCCCAAAAACAGAACUCCCAACUGACCGCCUUAGCAGCUCGUACUCUUCUACCAGAUCCAGUCGUGCCUCAUCUAGACCUGCUUCCCGGCCUAAGUUUUUGGGAGAUGUUAAAACACCAGUAUUAGCUGUUUUUCUUCAUGGCAUCCAUAACGAUAAGAAGAUAGGAGGCCUCCAGCUCGUGGUAUAUGCUGUUAUUGACUCCAUCAGGCCCCAGAUGCAGGUAUUUGUGUCAAACCUCACAGAUUCAAGCAAGUGGAAGCUCUGUGCUGAUGCUUCAGUCCUCAAUGCUCACAAGGCAGUGGCUUACUUGAAAUGGGGAGAGAAUUGCCAGGACUACAAGAUUUCGACUGAGCUGGUGACUGGGCGGUUUGCUACCCACCCUGCUGUACAAGUGAAACUUGAGUGGCCUAAAGUUCCUUCCAGUGUGAGAUCCAUAGCUGAAUGGUUUUACAAGUUCAUCCCUGGGGCUGCACUUAUGCUGGGGUUCUCUGAAAAAACAGACAAGAAUCCUUCUCGACAAGCCAGAGUGAUCGUGGCUCUAACUUCUCCAAGGACAUGUGAUGUUGUUAUCAAGCUUCCUGAUAUUAUCCUCUAUGAAAAAGCCAUGAGGCUUCCCCUGUCACUUCCUGUAGGUCCGAGGAUACCAGCCUCAGAGCUGCAGCCUCCCAUCUGGAAUGUCUUUGCUGAAGCUCCCUCUGCAGUGCUCCAGAAUUUGAAAGCUCAGUGCUCAGUUUCCUACAACCAGAUCACAACCUUUAAUGAAGUUCAGUUUAACUACACGAUGCCAGCAAACUGCUACCACAUCUUGGCUCAGGAUUGCAGCUCUGACCUUAAGUUCCUGGUGAUGAUGAGGAAUGCUGAAGAAGCUGUGAAUCUAAAAGCAAUCAACAUCAAGCUUGGCAUUCAUGACAUUGAUAUGCGUCCUGCAAACGGACGGGUGAAGCUGCUGGUAGACGGAGUUGAAAGCCCCAUGACAAAUGUUUCAUACACAUCUGCUGGUGCUUCUCUGUGGAUCCACAGUGAAAAUCAAGGGCUUGUACUUCUCGCCCCAGCCUAUGGCAUUGAUAAAUUGUACUUUGAUGGAUACACAUUCAGGAUUCAAGUUGCUUUAUGGAUGGCAGGGAAAAUGUGUGGAAUAUGUGGAAAAUAUGAUGGUGAAUGUGAAGAGGAAUUUCGGAUGCCCAACGGAUAUGUAGCUAAAAAUGCAGUGAGCUUUGGGCAUUCUUGGAUUUUGGAAGAAAAGCCUUGUAGAGGAGUCUGCAAACUGCGACGCUCAUUUGUGAAGCUUGAGAAGACAGUUCAACUCGCCGGUGUAGAGUCCAAGUGCUAUUCCACAGAGCCAGUGCUGCGCUGUAUGAAAGGAUGCUCUGCCACCAAGACUACUCCAGUCAGUGUUGGCUUCCACUGUCUCCCUGCUGAUUCAGCUACCAGCCUGACAGACAAACAGACGAAGUUUGACCAGAAGUCAGAGGAUAUGCAGGACACUGUUGAUGCACACAUAGCAUGUUCUUGUGAGGACGAAGACUGCAGUGCGUGAAGCUGUACAUUGCAGCAUGGGAAAAACCAGAAACACUUUCAUGUUUUUAUUAUAUGGUGUAAAAAGCCUCAGCUAAAGGAAUAAUAGAGACACUAAAUUGUUUGAGGAUGUGUGGAAUCUUCUCAAGUAAUUUAAAGUAUUAAACUUAAUUAUUGUAGAAACUGUUAUGAUUGCCCAUAAAUAUCUGAUCUCAUAAUAAAUCCAUGCAUGGAAAAAAUUA